UUCCCACUUGACUUUCUUCGCCAGCAAGCAAGCGCGCUAUAUUGAUUAUCUUCCUUACCGCUUCUCAUCAUUAUCCUUGAUCACCAUAUCUACUUUCAGUCGGCCCUUGGUCUCUCAUCCGUCACAAUGGCGCCCAACCUCUUCAUCUGUCUACGCAAGGCAUUCUGUCCCGUGUACUGGUUCCAGCGCGGAGAGCGCAUCCACGGGUCUAUCCACAAGGAGGAACACUGGGAGAGCCCUGUUCCUGGUAUCUACAAGUACAUCCCUGGUCGGGGAUGGCACCUCAUCCUCAAGGAUGGCAAUGAGCACGAGGAGAAGCUGCCGGUGCCCCUUGUCUACUGCCGCAUCCUUCACCGAUACAUUUUCGAACACGAGAUGGAGGAACGCUGUCGCUGGCACUCGGUGACCAUCCAUGAGGGAGCCAAACCCGAACGACUUCUUUUCUUCCUGUUGGAUGACGGCUACACCUGGGUUGCCGGCUGGGACGCCAAAGGAAAGUUCAUCCCAGGCCCGUAUCAGAAGUGGCACUACGACUCGGAGGCGCGCACCAUGCGCCGCGAACUGUUCCCCGAGAGCUCCAAUGUUUCUCGUGCCAGCAUCGUGCCGAACAAGUUGACCUGAUCCCCAACCUCGACUGUUUUAUCUUGAAUGAUCGACCAUCGCAUCUAAGUCGCGUCUGCAGCUGGUCUCUACAGCGCACGCGGUGGCCGUUCACGACCGAUUCAGAACGAU
This is a messenger RNA of Aspergillus japonicus CBS 114.51, 732 nucleotides long. RefSeq lists its product as uncharacterized. Bases 127 to 621 code for a protein of 164 amino acids. NCBI's taxonomy places the organism in Eukaryota, Fungi, Ascomycota, Eurotiomycetes, Eurotiales, Aspergillaceae. The record is from RefSeq and is a predicted model, not a curated record. The transcript has a single exon.